CAAGACACACGUCGGGGAACUGAACAACAGGAGGGAAACGGAACCCAGGAGGAUUGCGCAGAAGCGCUCUUACUCCUCAUAUAGGGAAAUGAGUGACGAGAACACGACUGCCGCGCACGGCAUCACCGGCCCUCAAUCUGAAUCACAACAACCGCGAGCACGCGCAUCGCAAGAGGCCCAGUACAAUAUACCAGAUAAUUACGCCAAUCUCAACGAGCUAGCCACUGGGCCGGUACAAAAUGUCCGCGAAGAUGCUAUAGCUGGCGUGCGCAGCCGGGAAGGAGUUCUCUCUCAAGAAGCGCGGCGGCAGAUAUCUCGAAGCGCAGAGGAGAGAAAAUACCAGGACAGCGCCCAAUACAACCCCCCAGAUAGUUAUGCGAACCUGGAUGAAUUGGCUGCGCCGUCGCCAGUAGAGAACCCGGCUGAGGCCCCGAUAUAUCUGCAUAGAUCAUUGGAGGAGCGAAGGGCCGAGAGGGAAGAAUAUCAACGAGGCAAGGAGGAAGAGAGAAGAGCAUCGCUCGCGAGAGGGGAAGAACCAAAAGAAGAGGAAAAGAAGGGCGCGAGAGGGCCCGAAGCUUCCAGAUUUGCAACUCAGUUGUAUACCAUUUCAUAUCUGGUAUUAUUCUCUUUUUUUGGUACCCUCGCAAGGCUUGGCUUGCAGGCCAUAACGUUUUAUCCUGGCGCGCCCAUUUCUUUUGGUGUGCUUUGGGCGAAUUUUGGCGGCAGCCUCUUUAUGGGCUUUCUCAGCGAGGAUCGCAUGUUGUUCAAAGAGGAAUGGGGAACUCCAACAUAUGAUCAGCAGCUCAAAAAAGCAAGGCAGCGUGCCAUAGAUGAGGAGGGCGGUUCGGGCUCAGACCACGUCGUCGAUUUGCAGGCCGCAAAGAAGGCGCACGCGGCGACGAAGAAGACCAUUCCUCUCUAUAUCGGACUGGCAACUGGAUUCUGCGGAUGCUUUACCUCUUUCUCGUCCUUCAUCCGGGAUAUCUAUCUUGCUUUGGCCAAUGAGCUCCCUACACCUCUCAACCACCCCGAGGACUACAGCCCAGUCCUCGCCAGCUCGACCUCAACUGUCUCCCGCAAUGGCGGGUACUCAUUCAUGGCUCUACUAGCUGUUAUGAUUACCACCAUCGCUCUAUGCAUAUCAGGUCUGCACGUAGGCGCACAUAUCGCCAUCGCUUUGGAGCCUUAUACUCCUUCUCUCCCCUUCGCAUUCUGCCGCAAGCUCCUCGACCGCUUGGCCGUGGUUCUUGCCUGGGGAUGCUGGCUCGGCGCCAUCUUCCUUGCCAUUUUCCCCCCAGACCGGCACGAUGGCGGUCGCGAGAUCUGGCGCGGCCGCGCGGUCUUCGCCCUCGUCUUCGCCCCUCUGGGUUGCCUUGGACGCUUCUAUGCCUCCAUCUAUCUCAACAGCAAAAUAGCCUCGUUUCCUCUCGGGACCUUUGUCGUGAACAUCUUUGGUACGGUGAUCUUGGGUAUGAGUUAUGAUCUACAGCACGUGCCUUUAGGAGGGCAGGUUGGAUGCCAGGUGUUACAGGGAAUUGAAGAUGGCUUUUGCGGCUGUUUAACGACAAUCAGUACUUGGGUGAGUGAGCUAAGCACAUUGAAGAGAAGACAUGCAUAUAGAUAUGGAAUGGCCAGUGUCGUGGUGGCGAUGUGCUUCCUGAUUAUUAUCAUGGGGAGCAUGCAGUGGACGAGGGGUUUUUCGGAAUUGAAAUGUACGCACUAGAUGCGUCGUAUGUAAUACUUAAUGGGUUGCUGUUCCCCAGCAUACCGAGCUGUAGCUUUCUACAACGUCCAUACAGAGGUUGUCGAAGUAGUAGCUGGCCUUCCAUCCUCUUUGCGAUGCCAAUAAGAAAGGUUCCACGAAGAUAGUAUCCGUCUAUGCGGCAUCAACGCCAUCCAACACUCCCAGAGCCCUCCCAACCAAAUGCAAACUCCCCGUAAUCAAAGCCUGGAUCUCCUUGCUCCCCUCGAUUUCAUCACCUGCUUCCCUGCUCUUCAAGUCCAAUCCCCUAACAUACUCAAGAGCGUCCUCGAUACAAGGGAGCACCUUGAUGGUAGUAGAAGGCGAAGGGUCCAGAGCUCGCCAUUUCUCAGCGAAGGUCUUCUGCAUGGUUA
Amorphotheca resinae ATCC 22711 is the source of this 2115-nucleotide messenger RNA. RefSeq lists its product as hypothetical. The record is from RefSeq and is a predicted model, not a curated record. The transcript has a single exon. Gene Ontology annotation, biological process: fluoride transmembrane transport. NCBI's taxonomy places the organism in Eukaryota, Fungi, Ascomycota, Leotiomycetes, Helotiales, Amorphothecaceae. Gene Ontology annotation, cellular component: membrane. Gene Ontology annotation, molecular function: fluoride transmembrane transporter activity. Bases 89 to 1723 code for a protein of 544 amino acids.